Lobosporangium transversale is the source of this 496-nucleotide messenger RNA. Its product is annotated as ribosomal protein L35. Gene Ontology annotation, molecular function: structural constituent of ribosome; mRNA binding. Lineage: Eukaryota; Fungi; Mortierellomycota; Mortierellomycetes; Mortierellales; Mortierellaceae. Gene Ontology annotation, biological process: maturation of LSU-rRNA from tricistronic rRNA transcript (SSU-rRNA, 5.8S rRNA, LSU-rRNA); translation. The transcript is spliced from 3 exons. The record is from RefSeq and is a predicted model, not a curated record. Bases 32 to 403 code for a protein of 123 amino acids. Gene Ontology annotation, cellular component: ribosome; cytosolic large ribosomal subunit.
CUUUCUUUCCCUCAAUCCAAAUCAAAUUCAAAUGGCUGCUGUUAAGGCUCACGAGUUGCGCACCAAGAACAAGGCUGAGCUCACCAAGCAGCUUGAGGAACUCAAGCAGGAGCUCGCUGCCCUCAAGGUUCAGAAGGUUGCCGGCGGUUCUUCCAGCAAAUUGACCAGGAUCUCUGCUGUCCGCAAGUCGAUUGCCCGUGUCUUGACUGUUAUCACUCAGACCCAACGCGCUCAACUUCGUAUCUUCUACCAAAAGAAGAACUUCUUGCCUUUGGAUCUCCGUGUCAAGAAGACUCGCGCUAUCCGUCGCCGUCUUACCAAGCACGAGGCUUCCCGCAAGACUGUUAAGCAGCAGAAGAAGGAUACUCACUUCCCUCUUCGCAAGUAUGCCGUCAAGGCAUAAAUAAAGAAGAAGAAAGAAGAAGAAAGAAGAAAAAUGAAAGAUGAAAGAUUUGAUCGUAACCAUUUUUCUAACCCUUAUCUUAAAUAAAAAAAA